CAUAUUUUGAUGUAGUUUCACUAUUUUUGGUGUACCUUGUCUUUCAACUGUUAAUAAUAUUAUUUACCUUAUAAAAGAAAUGAUGCAAGUUAGUGCACUUCGACUUCAUGUUUAAUAUGAGUUAUGCCAUCUUUCAAUUAACUUUGAUAACUUCUACAGACCAAUUUAUCACACCUACAGUUGGUCUCUACGUGACUUUUAUGCCUGGUGAUGGUUUGGGGACCAAGAUCAACCCUGAAGGCAUAAAGUACUAUAGUGAUAUUAUUGAUGCACUACUUGAGAGCGGAAUCUCUUGGAGGCUGGUUAGAUGAACAAACUGCAAAAUAUUUUGCCAUCUAUGCAGAGAUUUGCUUUGCUAGCUUUGGCAAUAGAGUGAAGAAGUGGAUUACAAUUAAUGAACCUCUUCAGACAGCUGUGAAUGGACAUUGUACUGGUAUACACGCCCCUGGAAGAAGAGAAAGUUCUUCUACUGAACCAUUCACAAUCAGCUAUUGGCACAUGCAGAAGCUGUUUCUAUCUAUAGGAAUAAAUUUAAGCGUGCUAUAUUUACAGGAUGAGCAGGGAGAGGAAAUAGGCCUGGUGGUGGAUUGUGAAUGGCCUGAGGCUUUAUCAGAUAAUUUAGAGGACAAAGCUGCUGCAAAAGGCACCUUGAUUUUCAGCUUGGAUGGUACUUCUUGUUAUAUACUUGUACCUGUGUUAGUCAGCCAAGAGUUCGUGUUGCAUGUAUAUAAUCAAUAUAAGGUAUCAGCAGUCAACUUUCUCUUUUAUGUUUGGGAAAUCAUUGGGAGGCACCUGGAUCCGAUAUAUUUUGGAGAUUAUCCCAAAAGCAUGCGUGAAAGACUUGGAGAUAGGCUUCCAAAAUUUUCACAGCAAGAAAGGGAGUUGCUUAAAGAUUCAUUGGACUUCAUUGGUCUAAAUCACUAUACUUCAAAAUUUGUUGGUCAUGCAACCAAUAGUCUUGAAGAAAAUGACUUCUAUAAAAUACAGGAUGUAGAGAUAAUUGCUGAAUGGGGAGGAGGAGAGGUGAUCGGUCAGAAAGCGGCAUCAUCAUGGCUUUACAUGGUUCCUUGGGAAAUUCGGAAAGUUCUUAAUCAUAUUGCAGAGAGAUAUGGCAAUCCACCUGUCUAUAUCACUGAGAAUGGUAUGGAUGAUGAAGAUGAAGACACAUCUCCUCUCCACGAGAUGUUGGAUGACAAAUUGCGAGUUUCUUACUUCAAGGCAUACCUUGCUUCUAUUCAUCAGGCAAUCUUGGAUGGGUGCUAACGUGAGAGGUUAUUUAGCGUGGUCAUUGCUGGAUAACUUCGAGUGGAAUUUGGGUUGUACAAAACACUUCGGUCUGAUAUAUGUGAACUUCAAGAAUGGGCUAAACCGACAUCUGAAAUCUUCUGCUUACUGGUUCAUGAGAUUCUUGAAAGGUGGACAAAUUAAACAUGGGAAAGAAGAUUAACUAACUUUGUUAUGGAGUUGGCAGCUUAUGUAUUUGCCUUUUUUUUUCCUAAUUACCAUCUCUGUAUACUACUUUUGAGGCUUUUAUACAAAGAACAACUAUCUUUCUUG
Capsicum annuum is the source of this 1557-nucleotide messenger RNA. RefSeq names its product beta-glucosidase 42. Lineage: Eukaryota; Viridiplantae; Streptophyta; Magnoliopsida; Solanales; Solanaceae. Bases 268 to 1263 code for a protein of 331 amino acids. The record is from RefSeq and is a predicted model, not a curated record. The transcript has 11 exons. Gene Ontology annotation, biological process: carbohydrate metabolic process. Gene Ontology annotation, molecular function: beta-glucosidase activity.